Molecule: messenger RNA, 855 nt
Organism: Telopea speciosissima
Lineage: Eukaryota; Viridiplantae; Streptophyta; Magnoliopsida; Proteales; Proteaceae
Product: protein MCM10 homolog
Exons: 5
Coding region: 81-827 (248 amino acids)
Biological process (GO): DNA replication; DNA replication initiation
Cellular component (GO): nucleus; replication fork protection complex
Molecular function (GO): single-stranded DNA binding; DNA replication origin binding
Source: RefSeq, a predicted model, not a curated record
CCCACAGGGCAGUGGCACUGAUUUCUUAGAUUCGUAGUAAUCCUUAGCUGCAGAGAUCGAGAAGGAGAGGAAUUGUCUCAAUGUCGACCCACCAAGACGAUCUCGAUCUCCUCCUCUCUCUUCAAGAUAGGGUUUUGGAAACCCCUCCUGCUUCUCCUUCCACCCUUCACUCGGCGGAACCAGGCUACCUGUCCGACGAUGGAUCUCCCAAGCGGGUCCGGAAGGCUGAUAUGUCUGUCUUCAGAGACUCUGUUGGAGAGUAUCUCAAAUAUGAACCUAACAUCGUCGAGAAAGCUUCCAGGUUGAGCAAACCUAGGAACUCAAAUGAUAUUGAUGUUGACAAAUUCUCGGGUCUACGAUUUCGGAAGCCCUUGUUAUCAGCUGCAGAGCUGAGCAACCAUUUCUCUGAUAUUCGUUUUGUUCAGUUGCCAGCAAUAAGGAAUUUACUUGUCAGUGAUAACAUUUCUGGUUGUUGGGCCACCGUCGGUGUUCUGGUUGAAAAAGGGGAUCGGAGAGUAAGCUCCACUGGGAAGAACUUCUGUAUAUGGAGAAUUGGGUGUUUGGAUGAAAACACAACUCCUGUGUUCUUGUUUGGGGAUGCUUACACUAAGAACUGUAAUGAGAUGGUAGGAACUGUCUUUGCAUUUUUCAAUGCUGGUGUACGCAAGGAUACUAAGGACCCUGGGUUUUCUCUCAGUGUGUUUUCGGCUAACCAAAUUUUGAAGAUGGGAACUUCUGUGGAUUAUGGAGUUUGCAAAGGAAACAGAAAGGACGGGAUGGCUUGCACCGUUGUCAUAAAUAAGUAUGUAGCUGAUAUUGUUUUUUGAGUUUUUAUAUAAUCACCAAUUUUUCAUU